AUGCAAGGAACACGGCAACAGCAAGUCGUCGCUGUCCCAGAUGGCGCCCUUGCACCGCGCGAACAUAGUAUUCGAGUCGCCCAGCAGCGCACUGGAGUGGCUCUCUCGGUCUAUGCUCCAGGCCGGAGCCAGUCACUCGCGUUCUCGUCCAAUGCCGCCGUCGACGCUCAUCGGAGCAUCGCCUCUCGAGGAUGCGCCGGGGGUGCAGCUGCAGUAGGAGGGAGGGAGGAGAGAGGCCAGAUGUUUAUGGAGGGAGUGGAGAGAGCGGGCGAUGUGGCUCACAGAACAACCACAAGGUGGAAGAGAUCAGGUCUUGGUGUUGCUGGUACGGCAGGCCGAGAUUAUCAACGAUUCGAUACCUACCUGGCCUAUCUUAUUGGGUUGUCAAUAGACGAUCCAUGGUCCACUGGGCGUGACUAUUCAUAA
Molecule: messenger RNA, 426 nt
Organism: Pseudocercospora fijiensis CIRAD86
Lineage: Eukaryota; Fungi; Ascomycota; Dothideomycetes; Mycosphaerellales; Mycosphaerellaceae
Exons: 5
Coding region: 1-426 (141 amino acids)
Source: RefSeq, a predicted model, not a curated record